This is a messenger RNA of Cloeon dipterum, 2381 nucleotides long. RefSeq lists its product as uncharacterized. The record is from RefSeq and is a predicted model, not a curated record. NCBI's taxonomy places the organism in Eukaryota, Metazoa, Arthropoda, Insecta, Ephemeroptera, Baetidae. The coding region runs from base 126 to 803 and encodes 225 amino acids. The transcript has 3 exons.
GGGCAGAAACGAUUGAAAACAAGUGCUCGGCUAACAUACACGCUAGUGGCCUUGAGUGAGGCUAACGUUAGGGUUAAUCCGGGGAACGAAGGUUAAUUUGCCGAAAUAGGUGCAGAAAGGGCGCGAUGGCCGCCGUUCUCGAGUCGUCGUACUUUCGACAAAGACUUCGGCAGAUGGACAACGUGAAUUUCCACGUGCAAGACAACUCGCGGCUGGGUCAAUGUGACUGCACUUCCUACUCAUACCUCGUGCUGGCCACUAUGCUGUUCUCCGUAGGCACUGUCAUCACCGUGUUGGCCGCCGGUGAGACGCACGACUACGUCUUCUACACUCUCGGUCACAUGUGGCUUGUGGGGCCAAUUUUCAUCUGCUCAGGCCUCAUGGUUGCUGUCAAGAGCGUACUUUACCUGCGCAAAAAGUAUUUGUUGCAAAUGCUUAUGCGGCAGCGCGCCCUGUGGAGGGAAUUAGUUCUUCAAGCAAGAAGGCAACACCAGCAACAACAGUACAUGGCCAGGAAUGCCAGCAGUUUAACUCUACCCCCUUCAUAUGAAUCAAUUGUGGUGCCCCAGCAAACUCACAUUCCAAGUAACCCAGUGAAUGACAACCCCGAAUUAGGGGCGAUGAGUCUAGCGGUGGAAUCUUCUGAGGUGCCACCGCCUACUUACGAGGAGGCGAUGAUUUUGUUUGGUGACGAGAAACUCUUUCGAGUUUUCAUGGGAGAUGGAAAAUGUCAGCCUACCAACAGUAUCUCGUCAGAAGGUCAUUUCAGUGGAGACAAGUUACACCAAUCUCACAAGCCCUGAAAGAAACCCAUCUUUUCAACCUUGCUCUUACUGAAUAGUUGCUUCUAAAUACUCUGGGAAGUAUUGAAAUAACAAAUUUUUAGUAUUUUCAUCACGAAUGCAGCUAGUCGUAGCAUGAAACAAUUGAUUCUCAUUAUCAGAUCAAGCGAUGAACAUGAAUCAUACGUUGCCUUGCAUGUAUUUUCAAUAUUUCCAUUUACUAGUGUUACGCUGAUACAGGUAUAACAGUUAAUGUGCUACGUUUCCUAAUUUGAAUAGCUCUCAAUCCGUUAUGCUGACUUCGAAAGCAGUCAGAAAUCAGAAAGUUGAUGUGAUUUAAAUCUCUCUGCACCAACGACUGAAAACCUAGAAUUGUUAAUAUAAUAUUUCUCUUGAAACAUAUAUUUUUAUAAGGACACGGCUUUGGAUAUUGACAAGUAAAAAAAUUGACAAGAUGUUUAUUUUGGCAUAUUUGGCGAACAUGAUUCCAUCGGUUACAAUAGAUUUGUCUUAGUUGAUUAAUAGCGUGCCAUAAAUUUGGGCAGCGUGGGCAUAAACUACUCAAAAUGUGAUAUUCUAUAGUGUGAAGUUAUUUUUUCGAUGCAAAUUAAGGUAGCAAAUUGAAGUUAUAUCAAACGCCCUUAAAAACUUAAGCACAAUCAAUCAAUCAACGUAAAUCUCUGAUAAACAAAAUAAUUGUAUUUUUGCUUCGUAAAUGAAAAUUGACCAGUCAUGCAUCUCAUAGCUCACACUCAGUACUCUAAGAGAGCAAGUAGUGUCAUAGAAACAACCUUAUUGAACUUGUGUGAAAUCAUCAAAUUCAUUCCUCUGAUGCGUUUCGUAUCUUGACCAGACCAAAUCUUUUUAAUUUGGCAUUUAAUUAUGAUUUAAUAUAAAAUAAAGAUUGGACAUUCUUUGUAUAAAUUGAUUUCUAUAUUUUAUUAUUUACAUUUUGGCACUUUAACAACUGUAAAAAGUUAGUUAAACGACUUGAUAUUUCCGAUUUUUGUAAUCAAUCUCACCAGUGAUUUAAAAAGAUGUACACCAGAAAUAGGCUAUGCUAGUACGUACUUUGCUUGCUAUCAUACGGCAAAUGACGUCCCUUUCCUCAGAGGUUUGGGAAUUUUAUAGAUAGAGGCUUUGCUUCUUUUAAGCUGUUCAACUGAUAGUUCUAUAUUUUAGUGAUAAUUUUUUAUUUUAACCAAAAUGAAGGUCGCUGUAGUGAGAGUAUAAUUUUGAUUUUGCCUUGUCAUUGUUUAAAUCGAAUGCAAAGAGUGAAAAAAUGCAAAUGCAUACAGCUCAAAGAAUGCAAAGAGAUAAACAAUGACAAAAAAUCUGAAAAAUAAGCUGAGAAUUGAGAUUGUAAAUUAAGUCAUUUAUAAGCAUACAAAAUCCAAGUCGUGCAUUUCAUUAUUGUUAAACGCGCAUGCACAUGGAUUUUUUUUUUUUUUUGGAAAAUCAUGAUAUUCUGAUACAGUUAAAUUAAAAUAGAUAAAAAAUGCCAACAUCCUUGUUGACAAUGGUAUAUUAAUCCACAGAGAAAAGAAAAAUAUUGUGUUAAGUAAAAAUCAAAAUAAAUAUAUUUUGUACGCAUAUUAA